Necator americanus (New World hookworm) is the source of this 294-nucleotide messenger RNA. RefSeq lists its product as uncharacterized. The record is from RefSeq and is a predicted model, not a curated record. Lineage: Eukaryota; Metazoa; Nematoda; Chromadorea; Rhabditida; Ancylostomatidae. The transcript has 4 exons. The coding region runs from base 1 to 294 and encodes 97 amino acids.
AUGUCUACCGGUAGAUAUAAAAGUCACUGGCGUAUCAGUCCACUUUGGAUGCGCCAACGCGUUUUACUGGAAUUCGUAAUCGUUGAGGUUUUGGAACGCGUGCUGGCCUAUACAAUGACUUGCGGGGGCCAGCCGAUGAUCAAUUAUCGUGUGAUAUGUGCUUGUACCCAGCAGUGUCAUCAGUUACAACCCUAUGAAUCGAAGAAAAAAGAAGAAAUGAAAUCUAGGUUUGCAUUGGUUGCGCAAUCAAGGGUAAACAAGUCUGUCUCACAACUAGAAAAUGAACAACCUUGA